Messenger RNA from Ctenopharyngodon idella (grass carp), 7243 nucleotides. RefSeq names its product shroom family member 3 (gene shroom3). Gene Ontology annotation, molecular function: actin filament binding. NCBI's taxonomy places the organism in Eukaryota, Metazoa, Chordata, Actinopteri, Cypriniformes, Xenocyprididae. The transcript has 12 exons. Gene Ontology annotation, biological process: actin filament organization. The record is from RefSeq and is a predicted model, not a curated record. Gene Ontology annotation, cellular component: adherens junction; apical junction complex; cortical actin cytoskeleton. Bases 645 to 6068 code for a protein of 1807 amino acids.
AACUGUGAAGUUAGGUGGGUGGGGGGGGUCGACCACAGUCUCCCUCAUCCAUGGCUGCGGAGCGUUUCAGCGCAUCAACAAGAAAAGAAAACUUAAAGACUAUGUAUUUUAAAAGCGGAAACGCGGGUUUGCACUGAUUCGAGGACUUUGGAAGGUCGAAAAGGAACUUUUUCUUUCUGACAGGACUCGCUGAGGGGAAUCUCACCGCGGGCGCGAGCGCUCGGUCUUUCUGCGGACGCAGUGAAAUGAAUCAAAUUCUAUUGUGAUGUAAAAAUGAAGUCGGAAGCGAGCAAGGGCUGACAAACGGGGUUUAAAAGUGAGACCACAGCCUGGAAAACUGGUACACAAAAUCAAAUUUGCCUGCUCAUUUGCAAAUGUAAAUUUUUGAAAGGCUGGAAAAGUUGUAGUGACGUUUCUUCAUCUGUCUAGCAGGUAGGGAUGUAAGGUAGGUGCUAUAAACAGGAUUGUUAUGCUAUGCUACGAUCCCAAAUGAAGUAAUUCGAGGAAAUGACCUAUCACAUCGUUGAAGUUUUGACUGAGAAGAAACAUCCAGGACAUCAUUGGCCGUGUUCCUAGCGGAGUUUAUUGGUUGACUGAGUAACUAAGAGACGUCCUCGUCCAUUCUUUUCCCCAACAUUCCAGCGAUGGAUAAUAGUUUUCCAGGCAGCAGCAGUGCCGUGAUCCAAAAGGGAAAGUUCGUGUUCGUCGAGGCUCAGUUGCAGGGUGGAGCGCCCUGGGGUUUCACUCUCAAAGGUGGGCUUGAACACGACGAGCCGUUAAUCAUAUCGAAGGGGCCCCGUAGGAACAACAUGAGGGUAGAGGAGGGCGGGAAGGCAUCUCUGUUGCAGCACCCCCUGCAGGUGGGAGAUGAGGUGGUCAUAAUUAAUGAGGUGGAGUUGAGUGGAUGGAGGCAGGAGGCCAUAUCACUCGUUAAAGGAUCUUACAAAACACUGCGGCUCACAGUGCGGAGAGAGUGUUGUCCUGGUCCUUGCUGUUCUGGCCCGCGUCCUCUCAGUCCCUCCAGAGACAGCAGAUGCAGCGGAGGAGUGAAACUACGCAUCAAAAACAGACGGAGUGAGCCUGGAUCUCGACCUCAUUCCUGGCAUUCUACGAAGCUGGGCGAGGGCCCUCAGGACUCAGAAAGCAUGAUGCAAGUCACCCAGGGUGGUGUGGGAGCCCCCUGGCACCAGAGCUACCACUCCAGUGCCUCCACCACAGACCUAUCAGGAUUUGAGACGGGAUUCCUUAGGAAGAGCCCGGAUCAGUACAGUUCCCGGGGCAGCAUGGAGAGCCUAGACCACACUCACCCAGCCUAUAGCUCCUGCUAUCAACUAUCAUCAUCCAAAUCCUCCAGCAGCAUCGAUCACCUGCACAGCAAGCGGGAUUCUGCAUACAGUUCCUUCUCGACCAGCUCUAGUAUCCCAGAGUACCUUGCCGCGGCACCAUCGUUUAACAAGGAGAGGUCAUAUUCCAUGGAGAACGUUCCACAGAGAGAAGGGAUGCAACAGGCCGAUAUACGCUACAUACGCACCGUGUACGACCCCCAACAGGGUGUGUCUGAAGAGCAUGAGAUUACCUCUGCAGCAUUAAUGAGGACCAAUGACAGCAGAGCACAGUCUAGAAGUGGGAAUGUCUCGGGCAUGAUCUGUCAUCGUGGCAGCAGUAGUAGUGGAAGCAGUGGGAGCAGUGGAAGCACCACCAGCUCACAACGCCACAGUGUUGGGACAGUCUGGGAUCCAGCUCAAAACCGGCACUCCUAUGAGAACCUAAAGGGGGCGCCAGCUCCUCCAUUACGCAGCGACAGUUAUGCAGCAUUUCGCAACCAUGAGCGUCCCAACUCUUGGUCGAGUCUUGAGCAUGCUCGCUCACAGCGGGCACUUAACAAGGGUUCUUGGCAUCACUCAAGUGGUUCUGUGGCAACAGGAAAGUCAUCGUUUGGAGCUGAAGGUCAGUUGCACACUGUGAUUGAAAAAAGCCCUGAAAGUAGCCCCACCACCAAACCCAAACAAGGUUGUCCUCAGGCCGCACCUGGCCGCCUCAUGCUACCCACCAGCAUCUACCCUGUUCCACCACCCGAGCCACAUUUUGCACAAAUACCAACCAGCAACCCUAACUCUGGUAGUGUCUACCCAGCACUGGCCAAGGAGAGCAAGCAAAAUCAUCACUGUGACCACUUAGGUGGACCAGUGAAAGAGGACAGGGUCACCUUUGAAAAUGGAUACCAAAGCAAUUCUCCCAGCCCAAACCCAGUACAAACCUAUGUUUCAUCACAACCUAAGCUCUCCGAUAAAGUGCAAGAUGACACACAAGUUAAACCUGUUUUUUAUCGGCCUCAUUUGCAACCACAAGUGCAGAAGUCACAAACACCAUAUGUACCCCAGGAGAGGAGGGACCCUUACACCCCUGUGCAACCAAGAGGAGAGAGGCCAAGGUUUACUCUUGGUAUGGAAGUAUACGACAACUACAGGCCACCUCGAGAUGAAGAACAAAAUAAAUGCGAGCAAAACAUCCAUCCAGACCCACUUCACACUGGGAAAGUUGCACAGGGACAAGUUGCUCAAACGUACAGAGGAAACUUCGUCCAAACUCAAGGAAGUGACCACCUAGUCAAACCUCCAAGGCACCACAGUGACUCUAGUGCUCUUCAGCAGAGAGGUCAAGACUUUGAUCACCCCCUGACCAGACUGGAGAAUGCACUUGCUGAGGUUCAACGAGGCGUCAGUCCUGAGAGUACUGCUAGCCAAUGCAGUGUCCAGAGUGAGCGUAGCAUGUCUGUGCUGGAGAAAGUAAGUCAUUUUGAGAGACAGCAAGUCAAACCUCGUAGUCACAGCAGCCUCUCCUACUAUGGUUCUAUGGCUCGUCCGAGCCAAACACCAAGACCUUCCAGUGCCAAGAGCUCCUUCUCUGGUGUGGAGGAUGUACACAACAUGUUGGAGAGAAGCAACAGCUCAAUCCCUCAUGGGAGAACUCAGAGUACUUCUAGCAUGGCAAGCUAUGAUGGACACAUGGAAGCACAGCAGGAUUUCCAAACCAGACGUGGGAGUAGUGAUCUUAUCCAACAUCGCCAGCAAAAAGAGCCUGUUGUAAAGACCUGUCUUCAAAGAAGUAAGAGCACCUUUCAGCUUGGUGAGGGGAAUGGUAAAGACAUCCAGGGGAAAGGUGACAUUCAAGACAUCUUGGGCACCAUCCAAGACACAUCUUUUAACAGAGCAUAUAGAGACAGCAUUAAAGAUGCCCAGUCUAAGGUUCUCAGGUCAACUUCCUUCAGAAGACGGGACCUUAGUGUUAACCCUCCACCAGUGCCAGCCAAACACAUGUCCCUAGAACGAAAAGGACCAAGUACAAGUCCCAAACCAGCUACAACAUCUCCACAUACUCCAAAGGAACGCCAUGUUGUUCCUGUUGAAGCACCAAUUAGAACCUCUCCUCCUGAACUCCCUAGUGUCCCAGCUGUUGGACCCCCAGUUAUACGGAUCUGUGGACGCAAACGGUUCACAAUGGAGCAAAAGAAACGAUCAUAUUCCGAGCCUGAAAAUAUGCAUGAAGUUGGAGUGAUGACUCAGGAAAUCAGUCAGGCUGAGAGGAAUGUUCAACAGCAGUUUCUGGCGAGUGAGACGAGUGUUGCAGACCGACGCAGGAUGUUUGAGCAGGUGGCGAAUCGUAACACUGAGCCCAGAUUUUUCUCCUCCAGGCCUGAUUUGAAGCAAAUGCAGCAAGAUGCCUUAGUUGAGUACAUGGAGCGCAAAACAGGUAGAAGAGUAGACGGACGUCCAAACCGCCCACAUAGCGCUUAUCUACAGUCUGCUUCCUCUUCCGCUGACUUGCGGAGCCUCAACUCUACCCCAAGUAUGUGCUCUUUGCAAGAGCCGGGACACGAUGGCUUCUCUGGUGGUAUACGUAAAGCCUCUACCCUUCCAGCGGGAAUGCAAAGCUCCUUUUACCCUCUCAGGGGCAUGCAAAACCACACACGCCCUGAGUCACAAGGCACAAAUUCUGAAUCCCAUAAACCAGACCCAACCCUGACCAGAAACACCCUUCCACAGCACCUGGAGGCCAUUUUCGAGAGAGCCACAUCAGCUAGAAGCUCAGGGAGGUCAGCUUCAGCUGAGGAUUUGCUGGACCGUAGUGAAGAACGUCCCAUUCCCCAGCACUUCCGCUCCAAAUCAUCUCCAGUGGAGAACUUUAGUCAGGACUUCUUAGCCGGAGAGUUUCAGAUGUUUAAAGUUUCCUCCAAGGAAUCCUCCGAAAACAGGGUGUUGGCAAACAUGGGACAUAAACAGCCAUCAUGUUCAGCACGUACAGAAAGGAGUUACCAGCUAAACCAAGGUCCUGUCCAGCAAAACGCACCUGUGUUGAGGCGAGAGCGUCAGAGACAUUCAGACCGGCCAAGAGCGAUAAGCGCUUCUGGUCUAGCUGCGUCUGUGGGACUUCCUUGCCCUUUCACUUCACCAGGCACUUCCGCCAGCCUCGACUGGCAUAACGGAGACAGACUGUGUCAACCCAACCUGGAUUCUAUUGCUUUUCCCGAAACUGGCCCGCAAAGUCCGUCCAGAGCGCUGGGAAUGGUGCGGCAAAACUCCAGCGACACCAGCACUUCUGAAGACACCCUGAAGGACUUCCCGUGUCCGGUGGCCACUCCGUCACCUCCGCACCCAGAGGUCACGGGGUCACAACUUGCACGGUCAUCCGAUUCAAAGCCGCCCACCCUUCCCAAGAGCCCUGACUCCCCAGCAAAGCCACUCCUGUCUCUUCGAAUCUCGGAGUCUAAUCUUCAAGAUGUUCAUAGUAUAGCUGUGCUGCAAGAUGAUGAUGAAGUGUUUUUAGCUCAACUGCCACCGCCACCUUCACCUCCACCACCACCACCACCACCCAUCAGAGAGACAGAGAUUACAGAGGACUUCCCGCCUCCUCCGGAUGUGGGUCUGAUGGAAGCUUUGCAGCAUCCAGGACCAUUACAGCCCAUCAGCGAUAGUGAAAAUCUGGCCGAUACAUCAGUCCAUCCAGAACCUGUCCAACCAUCAAAUGACCACACGACUCCAUCGGUAACCCCUGACCCACAAUCCACCACUUCAUCUCAACCCCAGUCCCUAAGAGGCGCUCCUCUAGAGGAGGACACCUCUGAGAUACUGGGACCCGACUACCAUCUGCUGUCCAGAAGAGAGCGGACACACGGCGAGCUGCUUGUGGAGACUUUAGCCCGAGAGCUGGUGAGCCACGACAAAUCCCUCACCUUGCUCUUAGACACCUGGGCAGGUAAAACCACCCUCGAUCUGAUGGAGGACAUCUUCCCUUCACACUCCACAUCUCCACACAGGAGGAGCAGCAGCCAUUCGGGUCACAGUGCUCAAGAUGAUCAAUGUGCUCCAGAUACUCCCUCUCAGGCUGUUCCAAGAAAAAUGGAAACCAACCUGGACGAUGACGAAGCUUAUUUGAAUCAAAAGAAGGGGGAGCUGUUGCAAGCGCUGCACGCGUGCAUCCGAUCGCUGCAGGGGGAGAGAGAGGGUCUGUUGGAGCAGCAGAAGCGAUUCGGUGCUCUAGGCGGCAGCAUGGAAGCUUUAGUUCAGGAAUGCUGCAAACCCAACGAGAGAGAGAAGUACCGCAUGUUCGUGGGAGACCUGGAGAAGAUCGUGAACCUGCUGCUGUCGCUGAGCGCUCGACUCGCCCGCGUGGAAAACACACUCAGCUCGCUGGACGACGACGACGAGAGUGUAGAAGAGAAGGAAUCACUGCAGCUGAAGCGGAAGCAGUUGUGCAGUCAACAGGAAGACGCCCGUGAGCUGAAGGAAAACCUGGACCGGCGUGAGCGAGUGGUUCAGGAUAUUCUGGCCAGUUACUUGAGCCGCCCGCAGCUGCACGACUACCAGCGUUACAUCCGCAUCAAACCCGCCCUGCUGAUACGACAGCGCCACCUGGACGAGCUCAUACGCCAGGGGGAGGAGCAAGUGAGGCGGCUGGAGGAGACCCUCCCCCCUGAGUACCACCCAAAACACACUGACCCCACCCCCCAAACGCAACCUUGCUUUAACUCCACCCACCUGUCACGUCCCACCACUGUGACCUCACUCUGACUCCGCCCAUCAUAGAAUGAUGCCACUCACAGCUGAGGAGGAAUAUGACACUGACGAUAAGCAACGCACACAAACAAGUGCCUUAAAUGAAGGAAAUGGCGGAGUUGCACCUCAGACUUUUUCCGAAUGUGCCAUUGCACAUUUUGACGCAAAGUGCGGUUUUUGCCCAUGUGACAUCAUCUACACUGCACCACUAAAUAAAUGCGCAAUGCAUUUACACUACAUACUUAGCAUAUAGCACAACACUGAAGCACAAGGCACAGCACAAUGCUAAUUCAAUGGCACAAAACGCAUCAUUGUGAUUGGCUGAAACACGAAUAAUUUCCAGCCCUGUAACUUCUGAGCACUUUGGAACAGAUGAACCACUAUGAUGUCACAGAGAGAAGAAGAAACUAUUGAACACACACACACACACACACACACACACACUUACUGCCUUUUCUUUGAAAUUUCUGUUGUCAAUAAAUGCGACAGCUAAAUAUUUAUGAUUUUACGUUUAGAAACAAUUUUGUACUCUGUACGUUGCUGUACAUACUCCGAGCAAUCCCCUCGUGAUUUUAAAAUGUAGAUGGUUUAAAAACAGAAUAGAUAACGUAUUUUUGUAAGCAAAUUACUAGCGAGGGUGUUUUUGUGGCUUUUGGGCGUUUAUGGUCCGCUUUAAGAGGUGCUAUUAUCUAAAUCAUGACAAUUACUACCAGAAAAAAUAAUGACGGUUCACUGGCACUUGAACACAAUAUCAGUACUUGGUUUCAAUAGCGAAAAGUCCGUUAAAACUGAUAUUGAAUGAAUAUUAUUCACUCGGCUGCAUGCAGGGUUUUAUAUUUCCUGGUUUGAUCGCAAUGCAAAUGCCCAAGUUAUUUUGCCAAUAGUAUAUUUUAUUUUAUUUUAAUUUGUGGCUGUUUUUUAUUUGGAGAACAUCUUUACUCACGAAGUAUCAUACCCCAUACAGCUGUAUCUAAACACGGAAGUCGCAAUAGCAGCAAACUAGAUGCUCAUAAUGGAAGCGUUUAUAUUGGACUGUUCUUGUAUAAGAGCUGUUGUGAUCUGAUACACAUGCAAUGUUUUUGUUUUCCGAUGGGCCUAAUCUGAAGAGAAGGUUCAGCCAUGCUUUACACUGUUUAAAAGCAAAAAAAGAGCACAAUUGGAAGGCAAAAUAAAUCUAUUUUUUAAAUACA